GUAGUCACUAUGCAAACUCGACAAAUUUUCAUCGCUAAAAUCCAUCGACCGAAAGAGAACCAAAUUUAAUUGUGCGUUGCAAUCAAGGUACUAACUACAAAAUAUGAUGUCAGCUCAAGAAACGGCAGAUAAAUGUAAGAUCAUGUAUGCACUGUGGGUAUAAAAUUUGAAUAUUUUUGGUCUUUCAUAAAUUCAGUCGUCACUCAAAAAUUUAGAAGUUACUCAUGAUGUAAGAUUGCAAUUUUUCAUUUUUUGUAGCAUGAGAUCAGCUUAUCACAUGAUCGGUGAAUAAUUCAUCAUCUGUAAAUAUAGCUAUUAAUUCUGUCCUGAGUUCAUACAAACUCUGUUUUGCCGGAUGUUUCUGGCGAAAAUGUCACCGCUUUUAGCUUGAAUACAUAUAUUCCAGUUAAGAUCAGUUAUAAUUAAUACUUCUCAGCAUAGGCUUAUGCACUGUAUGGUGUAAGCUUUCAAAUUAUUCUUUUGUUGUUGUUACUUGAAAUCAGCUGAUUACACGAUCGGCGAAGAAUACGUAUAACAUCAAUGAUUGUAAAUUUAUUAUUUGAAGGAAAAUUCAAUUUGCAAUUUGAAGAAAAAAGUUCAUGUUUUGAACAUUGUAAAUGUAUCACGAAUAAGACGAGUUUAAAGAUUUACUCUACAGCACGCACCUAUGAACAGUUACUGUCCAGUUUUAUUCAGUUCCUACUUCAAAAUUUAAUUAUGUUCAAAGUCAUGUAAAUUAUAUAUAUGAAAUCAGUUGAUCACAUGAUUGGUCAAAAAUAGAUAAUCAAUAACUGUCAUUUUAUUCUACCAGACUUUUAAUUAAAAAAGGUUUCUUUUGUGUUAAUAUUUGUUUUCUAGUCCAAAAAAAAGGUUGAAAUUUAAUUUGCCAGAAUUCACUAUACACACAUAUGCAAAAUUUAGUUCAGUUAUCCUUAAGACUUUGUUGCAUGGCUUAUCAAUCCUUGUUCAAACAGUUUCAGGCUCAGACUCUUUCUCUCAGGGUCAGCUGACUUAAUCCUGUGAUUUAUCAUUUGCUUGAAUCAUCAGUUUUAAUAUUAUGGUACUGAGUGAAUUGCUUAGAAAGUGCAAAUUUUUCAAUAAUGGAGAAAAAUGUUUCUUAUUUAAUGUUUACACAGUGAACAACAGCCUACCAAUUCAUUUGACAGCUUCAAAUGUACAGCAGAACCCAGAAUUUGUAAAAUUGUUAAUGUCACUGACAAGACAUCUGACAGACAGUGGCAUGUCAGUUGCUGUUCAUAAAGACAUGUUACAGGUUAGAAACGGGCCAGGCACUGCCAGUCUCAAUGCCUUUGUUUUUAGGGCAGUUUCAGCUGUCUCACUUUAUUUGAAAUUAAUGAUGAUGAAUGGUUGCCAAUAUUGAUCUAUCCACAUGUUCAAGCCAAGAAAAUAUUACUCAACUUCACCUUACUGGAAUAAAUAGCAUUUUUUUUUUUUACUUUUACCACUGAAACAAAACCAAAAAUUGAGAUGUAUAAAUUAAACUAGUUCCUUUACAAUAAAGAAAUAAACAUCUAAUGUGCCAAUAAGGAGAAAUAUCACAAGUAACAUUUAUAAUGCACAGUCCUAUUAAGGCUUAGAAUGCUGAGAAAAAAUAAUUUUUCUUUCCUUCAAUGAACAGGCUGAGGAUGCUUUAAGAGAACAAAAAUUGAAGUACCUUCAGAUUUGGACAUUGUACUCAGAGCUAAAGGAUUUUUUGAUUGAAUAUGACAUAAAGAAACAAGAUGUUCAUCCCAGUUCAGCCACAUUACAAGUAAGAGGAUUACUUGAAAAUGAAACCUUGCUAGUUUACAUUGUUUUGUUGCAAAAUCAGGUGGAUGCCAGUGUAUUCUAUAGCUGAUUUCUAGAAAACAUUGGCCAGAGUUUCAUCCUCAUGGGUUUGAGAAGUAGAAAGGUGAUGAUAGAUAGGCACCAGUAAACUGCUAGGGAAAUGUGACAUAAAGCAGGGUACAGUGAUGUAAUCUGUGAUGAAUGUUCAUCCUGCCCAUCAAGAGUACCAGAGAAACUGAGAUAACUUCUGGCAGCUAUACAUGCAACUGAUUAAUUGAAGAUUUUUUUUCUUUUCUGUGAUUGAUAGCUUUAUGAAGCCCUGAAGGUGUCUCUUGCACAGGCAGAGGCACUUGACUACAUAGAUUUCCACCCUGAAGGAGGUGAACAAUCUGCAACAUUGCUUGGACUGAAAGCAGAACAACUACUUGCAGGAGAACAUCAGAGAAAGUCCUUACACCAAGUAAGCUUUAAGUCAUUUGUAUGAUUUUUGUUGUGGACAUUGUGCAUGUUGUGUUAAGUUUCUUUGUUUGAUCAAUUGAAUGAAUAACAUAGUUUUCUUUUUUUGCUCAGUCUUUUCAACAGAGUAUUAUUCCUGAACUUGAGACCAGGUUGAGAAGCAAGUGUGAAACUUUAGCAAGUUUUCACAAACCAACAAAACAAGCUGGUAUGAGUCACUACUUAUUUCUUGUAAAUGGACCAAGUUUGUGUUUAAUGCCAUGUUUUUAUUCAUGCAUUACUUUGGCCAUCUUUCAGAGAAUGAACAGUUGUCUUUUGCUAAAGCUACCCAGUUACCAGCAUUUCUUGAAAAUGAGAAACAGUUGUUGGACCAAGAAAAGAAGCAGUUGCAUCAUAAUCACAUGCUGAGAGACAAACAGUUUACACAAUUAUAUGAGGUUAAGUGUCUUUAUUGGUUAUUGUUCUACUUGAUGUUAACCAUAAGCCUUAGGUUGUUUACGUAUCAUAAAAAAACGUCAUUUAUAUCAGUGCCAAUAUAAUCAUGUUGCAGUCUACUGAGGAAACAUGUUUACUGUAGUUAUAAAGGGUUCCUAAGGUCAGAUUCCUGUGUUGUUAAUGGUGAACUUUCAUUGAUAAUUUUUUUUUACUGUUUUUACAUGGCUUUGAGGAUAAAAAUUGACAUUAGCAUGAAAUGAAAUCCAAAGUUUGGCUCUGAACCUCAGGUUUCACAUAUUGUUGAAAGACUUAGCAGCAAAAACUAAUGAGUGAGGAAGCCUGGGGAUGCCAAUUUGAUUGUAAGCAGCAACUUGCUCUUGCAAAAAUUCAUCACUGUUUUGUCCAGGGUUGCUUCUGGAAAAAGGAAGAGAAACCAUGACAAAAUUGACUCAUGUGCUUCCAGGUCUUAGAAAUGGAUUUAGAUCAAGGGGUGGUGGGUAGGGUCAGUAAAAUUACAAAUCACUUCACCAUUUCUGCCCAGCCAUUUAUGUGGACACUUUGUUUUUUUUUAAUGUUAGGUUUUAAUGCAGUCACUUCAAAUUCUACAAAAACUAAUGGCAGACCAUCAGCUGCAGUCUCAAGCAAAACAUGAUCGGGUGAUGGCAGAGUGGUUGGCUGCAAAGUGUGAUGCUAUGUGUCUGAAAGUCAGGUAUUAUUGACAUGGGUUUCAGUUAUUUAGCACAGUUGCACAUGGUAUCCUGCUAUAAUCCGCCUGCAUGAGGUACAUAUCAAUCUCAUCUCCAGGGUCCCUCUUCUUAAAGGGUGAGAUAAAGAGAAAGAUUGGGAACCAGUUUGAUUGAUUAUGUGAAACUGUACUAUUUGAAGCAAUAUCAAUGAAUUUUCAAUUUAGGCAAUGUGAAGGAAAAAAAAAAAUUAUCAAUUAGAGGAUGUUGUUUGAUGUAAUGCGUAAUUCUCAGAGUGAUAUUUGUAAGGGAUAUAUGGCAGACAGCAUGGAGAAUUGGAAAGAGGAGAAGGUCUAAGAAUGAGUUGGAGUAAUUUCCUCUGAUGACAUCAAUACAUUUUCAAGAUGGGCAAUGUGAAGAAAGAAACAUAACAACCAGAAGAUACUGUUUGAUGUAACACCUAAUUCUCAGAACAGUCCUUAUUGGAGAUGAUGGCACAUAGCGUAGAGAAUUGACAAUUAUAUUCAGGAGAGAAAGAUUUAAUCACAACUGUAUGCUUCUUUCAUAGAGUACUUCAAAAUCAGAUGAUCAGGGACACAUACACUCCUGAAGCAAUUCAAGCUCUUAAAAGAAUCAAGUAUGUGUGCUUAACAGUGCUUAACAGUGCAUUUAUUAACAUCUGUUGAAUCUCUCAGUCUAGAAACAAUUUUCAAUUGAGUGGCCAAAAUAAUCUGGGAUUGCAUUGCUUUUGCUCUUCUUUACGCUGUGAUUGGCCCAGAAAACUCGCGCCACUAUCUCACCUAAUCAGAUUUUGAGAGGCUAAAACCAAUCGCGACUUGGUCACCCGCGUUUUCCCGCGCUCGAGAAAGCGUGCUUGGUUUAAUAAUAAGUACAGGUCUAUUCUAAUUGGCUUUUUGUGAUAUUUGUCUUUGGUUUGAUUGGCUGGUUUGAUUAUUUCAGUUGGUUUUUUAAGACUCUAAGCCGAAAUUCGCACUAUAUCGAACGUUUUAAAGCUUUUGGCUUGGCUGAUCCCAGCAGUAUGUAGACGCCUCUCACAUACAUGUAUGAACUUACUGUAUGCCAACACAGUGGUCGUUGGGCCUGCGCAAGGGGGUUAAUUCUAGCCCGCCGCGCGCCAAUUUUCCCGCGCAAAAUUUUUAAGAAAAACAUGAAAAACAACCGUUGUCACGUCAAACAUGCAAACUAAACUGAAACUUUCUCAGAAAUCUACAAAAAUACUUUCCGAAAACAAAGCUUAUUCCAAAGGCUAACGCUCGAGUCGUCGUUUUAAACUCUUUACGGUGGCCAGUUUUCGUUGUCAACUCAGGUGAUAAUACUAAAUUAAACUGUUAUACUCUCCCACCGACGCUACACCACAGUUUCUUUAGAAACUUACCCCCUUCAUUCGAGUGAUCUGUAGGUCUGCGGUGGAGCAUUGGACCGCGAAUUGCAAGGGUUUGGGACAUGCGUCCGUGAAGGAUGCUCAGACUUUUUUCUUUGUACCACGUUUGCCAAAAUUGCUAAUAUUUUUCUCUCUUCAUAUUCACCUUAGGGCCUCUUUAAAGGACGCCGAAGAAGAGAGCACUGCUGAGUUUCACCGACUUACACAAACACUUCUCGCUUACGAGUCAGUUGGAAUGGGUUUUGAUUCCCUUGUUCAGCAAUACACUACACUCAUGGCGGAGAUUGACAACAAGAAAUGGGCGCUGAGCGAACUGCGACAAAAUCAAGGAAGCGAGUUGGAUGACUUGUGGAAUCAGCAUUAACGUGAAAACAACGGAACGGCGUUCAAUUUGAAAAGAAGGUUUCAGCCAAACUUCGGCUUCUUUGUGAAGCAGUUAGCGCGAUCAUGGAAAUGAAAACAUCUUAAAUUCUCAAAUUGAAGAGAUAUCUUCCCUUUCAUAGAUGAGAUGUCAAAAAUUGAAUUGGACGUGAACCUGUUGGAGAACGAUGUAUGAGAGACUUCUUAUAUUGUCUCCCUGCAGCAAAGAUUAUUCAUUUUUAGAAUACUUCUCUUCACGAGCCGAUGAUAUAGGUCGCGAAGUUUACAUUUUCAACCUGACUCGAGAUACGAAUUAUGCUGCAGCUACUUUAAACACAAGUUUGAAUAUAUACGAUUUCAGUGACCCAGUUACUUGUUCGUGAAUUACAAUCAGUGUUUCGAGAUUCAUCUUUUUAAAAAGUUUUUCCUUUUAAAUCUGCAUGGUAACUUCAGAGCCACCUUAAUUUUUCGAUAAUCUCUUCAAGUUUACAUAAGAUAAAGUGCAGUGGAAUCGCUAUAACAGAGAAUUGCUAUUUGAAAAUAACAUGACCAUUUUGAGCCAC
Messenger RNA from Pocillopora meandrina, 5687 nucleotides. The record is from the annotation of a GenBank genome assembly. Lineage: Eukaryota; Metazoa; Cnidaria; Anthozoa; Scleractinia; Pocilloporidae.